This is a messenger RNA of Phalaenopsis equestris, 324 nucleotides long. RefSeq names its product D-3-phosphoglycerate dehydrogenase 3, chloroplastic-like. Gene Ontology annotation, molecular function: NAD binding; phosphoglycerate dehydrogenase activity. Lineage: Eukaryota; Viridiplantae; Streptophyta; Magnoliopsida; Asparagales; Orchidaceae. Gene Ontology annotation, cellular component: chloroplast stroma. The record is from RefSeq and is a predicted model, not a curated record. The annotation marks the transcript as partial. The transcript has a single exon.
GAGCUCUGCACCAAGAUCUCUCUCUGCGACGCCCUCAUUGUUCGCAGCGGGACGAAGGUUAGCCGCGAGGUCUUCGAGUCUUCCUCUGGUCGUCUCCGGGUUGUCGGCCGUGCUGGAGUUGGGAUCGAUAACGUUGAUCUCUCCGCCGCCACUGAGCAUGGUUGCCUCGUCGUCAAUGCCCCUAAUGCCAAUACUGUGGCCGCAGCCGAGCACGCCAUUGCCCUACUCGCCGCCAUGGCACGCAACGUUGCACAGGCCGAUGCCUCCCUUAAGGCUGGUUCGUGUAACCUUUACCCCUUAAUUUCGUUAUUUCAAUUUAUGUGA